CAGAGCGACAGCAGGGACAGCACCGGCUCCUUAACCUGCUGAGCCACCAGGCAGCUCCUCCAGAAAUGUGGAUGUAAGAUUAAUUAGGGGUUUCCGUUUGUAUUUCCAACACCAUUUUCCUACAUAGACGUAUCCCUACUGGGCGUGUUGCAUACGUUGUCUAUGCGUUGGGGUUAUUUUGCUUGCUCGGUGUUCAAAAAGAGAAAAGUGAAAUGGCCUGUGCCUGGUCUCUUGGAGUGCCAGCAACAGAGAAGCCGCACCAGAAGAAAGGAUUUCCAUAUUUUAAGAAGUAGUAUUACACCAGCUCCCUCUGGGAAGGGAGUCUCCUGCCUAGAACUUGUUGGCAUUCGAUUAACUGUUUUGUGAGUGGUCGUGUCAGGGAAACAGUGGUUUUACUGUUUUUAGUUGAAUAUUGGCGACAUUGCACAUUGUACUUGUCAUUGCAUGAAAUGGGUAAGUAAAACGGCAGAUCCUAGGGAUCCCUUUUCUUUAUCCGGCAUGUGGGUGCGAUGCAGGCUCAAAAUGCGAACGUUCGGUUUAGGCGGGGCCGACGUGCAGCCUGAGAAACUGUAAUGUUUAUGAAGUGGGGGGUCGAGGUGCCAAGAGGAAAUCUGUGCUUUGUUAGAAGAUUAUGUAUGCAUCUAGGUAGUAGGUAGAGCCAAAGGACGUAUAAGGUGGUGAAUGCGAAUGAAAACAGGUGAGUCCUUUAAGAGGGAGAGAUCGGUGUGGUGAACAGUGCUGGGACCUUUGUAUUUUAACAGACCUGGGUGAACAUUGGUCGCGACCACUCCCCAGUGGUUGUGACCUUGAGUGGGAGUAGGCUUACCCUCUCUGAUCCUCAGUUACCUCAUCUGAAGAUAGGGACACUAAUAUUAUGUAUGAUUGCACCCCCGCCCUCCAGGCGGAGCUUGCCUGACCACCUGGCUUCCAGGGUUCUGGGCUGUGUCCCAGGGCCCGCCGUCUCCCACCAGCCCGGGCUCUCAUCACGCCGGCUUCCCUGUUGUCUUCAGUUCAGCUCCCUGCCCACCAGACUGUGAGCUCCUCCAGGCCCAUCUUCCUGCAUGAAACGAGCCUGUGCGCACAAAGUCUGCCAAAGCACGGAUCCCGGAGCCUGGUGCCCCACAGAUGCUCUAACACGUUGACCUCUGUCGUCCUGUGAGUGAUGAUGGCACGAGUAACACGGGGUGCACACAGAGAGCGGUGUAGCUGCUGUGCUAGGGUCAGGCCCUUUGUUGGAAACAACACAUCGGAAAGAGUGUCUAGAGCACAUCUCUCAGGAGGCGUGACUGCUGAAUCCACUUUCUCCCCACACACAACGUCCAGUGAUGUGCACCCAGCAAGCGCCCGUGGGAUCCUUCUGAACGGAAGAAAUUCUGCUCUCUGUCAGCCUGUGCUGUUAGGUGUCCCCAGGAAACCCACGCGUCUUCUGCGGACAGACCUGGCUCGAGAACAGGUACGUUUAUUGGAUUCCGAACUUGUGGUCGCAUCAGGGAGCGCGGCAGCUCACCUGACCCUGCCAGGCUUGUCUCCCAGCCGGAGGGUCGAAGGAAGGGCUUUUCCUCCUGAAGGUCAAAGGUCUAAAUUCAGACAGUCAUUUGGGGUGUGUUUAGCAAGGGUAACGUGGCAUUCCACGUUUAUUGACCCUUUACCAGGUAUCAGGCAGUAUUCUCCAUGUGUCUCUCUAUCCCCUGAUCUAAUCCCCUCUCACAGACCCCUCGUUUUGCAAGGUUUCCGUGCUCAUUGCCAAGGCGAGAAAGUGGAAUACGGAGAGGUUGGGGGACCCGCUCUGAGUCACACAGGCCAUCAGAGGAGGAGGGACACCCAGACGUAUGCAUCCAGGACUCAGAGCCCACACACUUGACUUUUGAAGUUAAAGUUGACAUGGGGUACUAUAUUCCUUUUAGGUGCACAGAAAGGUGCACAGUGUGUUUAUACAUUAUGAAAUGAGGACCACGAUGAGUAUGGCCACCAUCUGUCACCAUGCAGACUUAUCACAAUAUUGUGGACUCUCUCUCCCGCAUUGUAUGUUCCGUUCCCCUGAUUUAUGUAGUUUAUGACUGGAAGUCUGUAUCUCUUAACCCCCUUCCCCUCUGGCAGCCACCGGUUAGUUAGAUAUGGAAGUACCUCUGACUCUGUUUCCGCUUUGUUCUCUGUGUUCGCUUGAUUUAUUUUUGAGGUUCCAUAUGGAAGUGUAAUCAUGUGCUAUAUGGCUUUCCUCCCUGUCUGACUUAUUUCCCUUAGCAUAAUGCCCUCUAGGUCCUUCCGUGUUGCUGCGAAUGGCAUGAUGUCAUUCUUUUUUUACGGCUGAGGAACAUUCCAUCAUGUAUAUGUACACACACGCACGAACGCACAACACUUUUUUGUCCAUUCAUCCAUCAGUAGGCACUUAGGUUGCUGCUAUAUCUUGGCUCUUGUGAAUAAUGCUGCAGUGAACAGAGGAGUACAUAUAUCUUUUCUGAUUUCUUAUUUGUUGUUGUUGUUUUGUUUUGUUUUCUUUAGAUAAACACCAAGAAGCAGAACUGCUGGAUCAUAUGGUAGUUCUAGUUUUUCUCUGUCGAGGAAACCCCAUACUAUUCUCUACAGUGUCUACACCAAUUUAUAUUCCCACCAACAGUGCAUGACGGCUCCCUUUUUUCCUCAUCCUCGCCAAGAUUUCCCCUUCGUUGUCUGCUUCAAUAAUAGCCAGUUAAUAGGCAGGAGGAAAUAUCUCGUUGUGGUCUUGACUUUUCUUUUCCCUGAUGAUUAGUGGUGUUGUGCAUCUUUUAAUGGGCCUGUUGGCCAUCAGUAGAUCUUCUUUGGAAAAAUGUCUAUCAGGGUUUGGGCCCAUUUUUGGUCUGUUUUU
This is a messenger RNA of Sus scrofa (pig), 2842 nucleotides long. RefSeq lists its product as uncharacterized. Lineage: Eukaryota; Metazoa; Chordata; Mammalia; Artiodactyla; Suidae. The record is from RefSeq and is a predicted model, not a curated record.